Colletotrichum destructivum is the source of this 366-nucleotide messenger RNA. RefSeq names its product Putative Zinc finger C2H2-type. Gene Ontology annotation, molecular function: nucleic acid binding; zinc ion binding. The transcript has 3 exons. NCBI's taxonomy places the organism in Eukaryota, Fungi, Ascomycota, Sordariomycetes, Glomerellales, Glomerellaceae. Bases 1 to 366 code for a protein of 121 amino acids. The record is from RefSeq and is a predicted model, not a curated record.
AUGGGCGUCACCAACAAGAAGACCCUGACCAAGACGCGGAGGAAGACAAGGGAUGUUGAUCAAAUAAAGUCCGACAUGCGAUCAGCGAGGCACCUGCAGAUAUUCAAGAACACCAAGGCAAAGGAAGAUCUUCCCGGGUUGGGACAGCAUUACUGCAUCGAAUGUGCUAAGUGGUUUGAGACUGAGGUCAGCCUCGUCGGCCACCGCAGAGGCAAGCCUCACAAGCGCAGAGUUAAGCAGCUGAAGGAGGAACCUUACACCCAAAAGGACGCCGAGGCUGCUAUUGGUCUCCGAACGGACAACAAGGGCGCCAAUAACGACGGCCCCGAGAAGGCCCUCGACCAGGAAAUUGAGAUGGAGACUUGA